UUUCUCAGUGAGCAUGAACCUCAGUCUUCCCGACCAGAACAUGCACAACUCCAGUGAAGGCUGCCUAGAGGACGACAAACCUGAUGUCAUGUUGCCUUGCUUCCGCAGAAACAUGUAUGAUGAGCCUCUGGCCUCGUACUCCAGCGGAUCCAUCAUCUCUCAACUCCUCCGCAAGACAAUCCACAACAAGAGGGCACUAGAUGAAAGUCAUUUCUACCUUUCCAGCUCCACUGCCGCUGACUCCGGCCAGGAGGACCAGUGCAGCGUCUCCUCAAAGGACAGCACGGUGGAAGCUGCUUCCCCCAGCGGUCAUGUUUCUACAGGAGCCAGCCUGGAGGGGGAGCAUCCCAUGACUGACCACCUGCAGGCAAAGAGAGCCAGAGUGGAGAACAUUAUCAGAGUCAUGGCAGGCUCUCCCAACAGCAGGCAACAUGGAGAAAGUGAGAGGUCUGACACAGAUGCCAGAGACGCUAGAGAGGCCAGAGAAGCAUACAGAGAGAACAAACGUAAGCAGCGGUUGCCUCAACAUCAGGAACACAGUGUAGGAGGACCGGCAAACAGAAGACCUGGAAGCAGCAGUAGUGACAACUGCAACAACAAGGAUGAGGAGUGUCACAAGCUGAAAGAGCAGCUCCACAGCAUGCAGAGGCUGCUGCGUCAGCUCCAGGAAAAGUUCCUUCAAGUUUACAACCAGGAGGACCCUGAACACAAUGACAGAGAUGAGAGAGAAGUCUCUGUUGAUCACGACACUGUGGGAGACAGCACAGAGCCACGCUACGUAAGCACUGAAGAUGAUUUUGAAAGGAAGAAUAGCAGAGUGACUGCAGAGUGUAAGGACCGAACGAAAGUAGUUGGUGACCUGUUACACCAGAGAGAAAGUCAGAACCUGCAGGAAACCCUGAAGCAGGAGCUCUCCAGGGCUGUGAAUGACUGUGUGGACAAAGUGUUCAAGAAGGUGUCCUCCACUGGGCUGGAUCUGUCUCCUCAGCAGCGCAUGUGCUCAUCUCCAGAAAUGCAGCUCAGCAUGGGUGCAGAUAGAAAGAGCCAGCAGGUGGGCUCCACCCAGGAACAGUCCCAUGCUGGGGAGGCUGCAGUGAAACCCUGCUCUUUGGAGUUUUAUGAACACUCUGAGGCUCAAAGCCCACAGGACCAGACAGAGGCACUGUCACUGGUGGUCCGGAAGCCGGCAGUGACUCCUCUGAGCUCAGUCACCCCGACAGUGAAGAGGCCCUAUCCUGUGCAUCAGACACCGUUUCAGUUCAAUUACAGCACCCCUCUGCAUGACAGUCAGAUCCUAGAGCAUCUUCUUAAGUACCGGCCCCAUUCCAACUUUGGGGGUCUCCCUUGCAUGCCCCCAUCAAUGGACAGAACCUCUCCCGACUCGGUGGACCUGCCCUGGGACACCAUUGCCAUGAGGUCCAAGGUGACAUCCAGCCACCUCGGCCACCACCCUCGUCCCUCCGCCCUGGGGGCGGUGACGGUCGACAAUCUGUGUCUCCCUCAUGUCAAGAUUGAGUGCGGUGAACUGCAGAGCAUGGCCGAGCGAAACCCCUACAUGUCACUCAACAUCCAGGAGGGUCUCACUCCGAGCCAUCUGAAGAAGGCAAAGCUAAUGUUCUUCUACACCCGCUACCCCAGCUCCAACGUGCUGAAAACCUUCUUCCCUGACGUCAAGUUCAACCGCUGCAUCACCUCUCAGCUGAUCAAGUGGUUCAGUAACUUCAGGGAGUUCUACUACAUCCAGAUGGAGAAGUUUGCCCGCCAGGCUAUCGUUGACGGCAUCAGUGAUGUCAAAGACAUGACAGUUAGCAGGGACUCAGAGCUGUUCCGCGCACUGAACAUGCACUACAAUAAAGCCAAUGACUUCCACGUGCCAGACAGAUUCCUCGAGGUUUCUGAGAUCACCUUGCACGAGUUUUACAGUGCCAUUUCUGCAGCCAAAGAUUCAGACCCCUCUUGGAAAAAGGCCAUAUACAAGGUGAUCUGUAAACUGGACAGCGACGUUCCGGAUGAGUUCAAGACAUCUUCCUAUUUAUAGACUGACGUGGAGAAUUACAACCUUGAAGGAACUUGUUUAGAGCUACUGAACUAGUCACUUGACUAAUAUUUCAUCCUUUCUUGUAGUGCAUUUUUAGUGAGGUGAAAUGUAGAUGUUGGAUAAUUAAUCACGUUGUAGAUCUGUGAAAACACACACAGACACAUCAUUUUAAAUAUUGAUAAGCUGUCUAUAGUCUAAAAUGCUGUAUGUUCUACUUUUACAAACAAGCAUCAUUAUUAAUGCUCUUGUGGUUUAUUCUAUUGUUUAGUGUUUACUUGUAUAAUUCGCCUCAACACAUUUAGAGAGUUAUUGAGUUUGUAGGUGUGUAAAGAUUUUUACAAAGUGUAAUCAUUCUUUUUGAUAUUGUGAAACUAUAGUGUAGCCUGAUUUAGCUGAACUGGAAAAGUUUUUUGGGCAAUUCCCGUCAGUAUUAGUUUGCUUUUAAUUUCAUUUGAUAGCUGUGUGUUGUGUAAACGUACAUUUGCUGUUGUUGUAUGUUGCAUAAUGUUCUUUACUUAUGUUGGAAACUUUUAGCUUAACAGGAUGUGCAUGUGAAAAUACUGCAAAUGACUGUUAUGGGUUUUAUUAUCAUGUACAAAGGUCAUGUAAAGUACAAUCAUUUACCAAUAUUUCAUUCACAGAAAUUGUACUGGAUGAUUAUUAAAAUUAAA
Messenger RNA from Etheostoma spectabile (orangethroat darter), 2709 nucleotides. It is a transcript of the gene prox2, whose product is annotated as prospero homeobox 2. Gene Ontology annotation, cellular component: nucleus. NCBI's taxonomy places the organism in Eukaryota, Metazoa, Chordata, Actinopteri, Perciformes, Percidae. Gene Ontology annotation, molecular function: RNA polymerase II cis-regulatory region sequence-specific DNA binding; DNA-binding transcription factor activity, RNA polymerase II-specific. Gene Ontology annotation, biological process: regulation of transcription by RNA polymerase II. The record is from RefSeq and is a predicted model, not a curated record. Bases 14 to 2038 code for a protein of 674 amino acids. The transcript is spliced from 5 exons.